GGGUGACAAUGAUUUCAGUGAGCUACAUCCUUUUGUGCGGACAGUUCUUCUUAUUAGCAUCGGUGAUUCUUUUGCAGUGUUUGGAGGGAAUCCACUCCCAAAACUCGACCACCUCCGAUCCGGCUACCGCUUCCACCACCGGCGCUCCUGCCUCGACGGGCAUUCCUUUCACCGGGCAGACCCCCGAAAUCGUUAAAUCCGAAUUCCCGGUGGAAAGUAGGAAUAACACAGACGCCUUUGAGUAUAGAGCUCAGUCGCCGGUCGUACUCUGCAAGUAUUUACCAGAGGAGUUCAUCUUCUGUCAAGACCCUGUAGACCAUGCUGGAAAUCACAGUGCCUUUCUGGAUAUGGGCUACGGAUGUGUUGGGUGGGGAGGCCAGACUCAGAAAGAAGUGAACCACACACAAGUUCUCUGCACUGCACUUGAUGAUAUCGAGUGUGCUGGGCCGAGAGAAUUCCUGAGAGGGAACGUACCUUGCAUCAAAUACACCGGACACUAUUUCAUCACCACUCUGCUGUACUCGUUCUUCCUCGGUUGUUUCGGCGUGGAUCGUUUCUGCCUGGGCCACACGGGGACGGCCGUGGGGAAGUUGCUGACGCUCGGAGGCCUGGGAAUCUGGUGGUUUGUGGAUUUGAUCCUGCUCAUUACAGGCGGCUUGAUGCCCAGCGAUUACAGCAACUGGUGCACUUACUACUGACCGGGAACGCCACCCCUGGUUGGAAGACUUCUCAGAAGCGGAGAACUCCACAGAGACGCUAAAGCUGCCACACGAUACUUGGAUGUUUUUCUGGGGCUGCUGACAAGUACUGAGUUUAUGCUAAUAUCCAUGUCAAGUAAACAUUGUUUGGACUCUUUAUAUGAUAACUAAGUCAACGUACUUGACUUUGGUUGUCAGUGUUUAUGUUACAAAUACAGUUGUCCAAAAAGGAAAGACAUACACUACAUACCAGCUUAAGUAGUAGUAGUAGUACAUGUUCAAAAUAUAUGAAUAAAUCAUGCAGUUUCAUGAUUGCAUACAGCCUGUUAUUAGGAAAUAAUUUAUAUUUAAAGGGGACCUAAUGUGCUUUUUCAACUUUUCUGACCUGUAAAUGUUGUAUUAUCAUUUUAAAUGAAGUUUCAGAUAAUGGGGUCAGUGACUUCUUUAUAUGGGCAUGCCCGGGUACAAGCUGAGUGUGAUCAAUCUCAGUGGAGUGGGCGUGCCCGGAGGUGGGCCAUUGUGGGGAAUAAAUUAAAACGGACCGUUUUGGAAAUAUAGGAAUAGGUGCAGAUUCUGGAGGGUCUAGAAAGCUUUUUGUGCGGUUUAUUGUUGUAGUUGCUCUAUAGGAGUCCACUACCUUUUAAGUACUUUUGAUGUAUUUUAUGUGCCUAAAUUAAGCAUGUUCAAGUAUACAAAUGGCUAAAAAACAAUACAAUACAAAUCAAGCUAGCUAAAACUCAACUCUGAACCCCAAACAUCAGUUGCAUCAACACACACGAGCACAAGUCUUAUUUUCUCUUACUAUGUCUUCUGUAUUGGGUAAUAGGAGUGUAAAGGAGACUAUAGGGGUGUUAUUUCAUGUUGAGAGGACUCUAUGCUCACUAGAAAAAUAUUCCUUUUCUAAAUAAGGAAUCUUAUUUUGCGUAAAUUCACUUAUGGUCGGGUGUGGAACCAAUUAACUGAUAAACGAGGGAUUACUGUAAACAAGUUUCACUAGUUUCAGUAUUUAGACAAAUGUAAACAUUGUAAGGGUUUUAACAGUUUUACAUGUAAAGUAUACUAUACAUUUGACCUGUAUCAUCAUGUAUGUCUAAAUUAUUACCAACUACCCGCUUAGGGUGAAUGAGAUGUGCUUUCUGUGUCAGUGAAAACAAAAAACAAACAAAAAAAAGACAAAAAUUGUGCAAUUUUGCAGGGAUCACAUCAGCAGCUGGAUUGCUGAAACCUUUCCGACCGGAUCCCAAAUAUGUCAAAACAAGCUUUGGAAAGGCUAAAAAUACUGUCAGUGCUUAAGGACUUGGUCUGUGUCAGUAAACCAACCAAAUUAAUUGAACCCUACCAAUUCUGGCUACAAAAAGGUCUGUAGGUCGAGUUCAGGUGAAACUUGGAAAGGGUCAUGAAGCAAAUAAGUGGGAAUGUAUGUGUAUGACUGUACCUGUAUGUAUAUUGCAAAGUGUAAAAAUGCAACUGAAUCAAAUGCAAUGUGAUAUAGUACAUAAACUAUUUUUCAACAGGACGGUGCUGCCGUUCAUAAUGGUCGCCUGACUAAAAGGUCAAAGGUUAUUCAGAGGAAUAACCUCACUCUUUUGGACCAUCCUGCUGGUUCCCCUGAUCUGAAUCCAACUGAGAACAUUUAAGGAUGGAUGGCAAGGGAAGUUUACAGAAAUGGAUUUGCUUGUUUACGUAUUUAUUGUGUUGCUAAUAAAUAUGCUGUUGUUGAAUAAACGGUAUAUAAAAGCAAAACAUAGCAAACUGUUUUCAGUGUAUUUUUCUCUGUGCUAUCACACAU
Molecule: messenger RNA, 2487 nt
Organism: Doryrhamphus excisus (bluestripe pipefish)
Lineage: Eukaryota; Metazoa; Chordata; Actinopteri; Syngnathiformes; Syngnathidae
Gene: tm2d2
Product: TM2 domain containing 2
Source: RefSeq, a predicted model, not a curated record